AUGCAAAUCCCAGUGCCAUUCGACACGUUACGGCAGGGCAUCGAACAGCCCAUAGUUAUCCGCAGUGCAGCCACCUCGGUUGCAAUAUUCAUAGGCUGGUAUCUCUUCUGGCACUUCUCUGGUUACAUCAAGACAAUACGCCAAAGAGCUUAUGUUCUAUCGCUCCUCAGCAGCUUUACGACUACCAUAGCAUCAUUUCCACUAGUGUGGGACGUUAUACGCAACAAUGGAGACUUCCAGGUACUGAUGCUUCCCGAAAGACAAUGGCCGAUUGCUGUCACAACUUUCUUCUUGACCUUCUUGACACUUGACCUUGUUAUUGGCUCAGUCUUAUAUCGCUCGAAAAUCGAACUAUUGACUGGCUGGAUUCACCACAUCGUCUAUUUUGGCACUCUCAUAUGGGUUAUUCAGCACAAGUAUUGUAGUGCAUUCGUGACCAUGUGUGUUCUUGAGGCACCCACUUUCCUCCUUGCCCUGGGCUCAAUCAACAAACGACUGCGUCACGACUACCUAUUUGCUGCUACCUUUGUGACGUCUCGCAUUGUCUUUCAUGCUUACAUGAUCUAUAAUGCCUAUGUAUUUUUGCCUUAUGGUCACAUUGGAGGCACUUUGUUUGCCUUCUUUCCAUUACACUGCUAUUGGUUUUAUGGCUUCAUCAAACAACAACAACGCAUCCGCAGUCAACCAAAGAAGGGGAACAAAGAAUCUUCAGAUAAGAUGGUUAGCACGCCUGCCGCAGAUCAGAAAAAACAGCAUGUGUCGCCUUGUACAGUUAGUCGUACAAAACACCAAUCCAAGACUGGUGUUUCUGUACAGUACAGCAUUUCUAAAAAUUCUUCUGUGAUUGAUCGCCUGGCGUUGAGGUUACCAGAAACACUCCAACGUGAACUUCGUCUUCGAUAUGGAAACGGUAUACCAUAUCUUGGCGGAACUAAUGUGUAUACCAACCAUGAACACACAAAUCACGAGCCCUCGGUUGUUUCGGUACACUAA
This is a messenger RNA of Phycomyces blakesleeanus NRRL 1555(-), 993 nucleotides long. RefSeq lists its product as hypothetical. NCBI's taxonomy places the organism in Eukaryota, Fungi, Mucoromycota, Mucoromycetes, Mucorales, Phycomycetaceae. The record is from RefSeq and is a predicted model, not a curated record. The transcript has 2 exons. Bases 1 to 993 code for a protein of 330 amino acids.